Messenger RNA from Orbicella faveolata, 1243 nucleotides. Its product is annotated as guanylate cyclase 2G-like. Gene Ontology annotation, biological process: intracellular signal transduction; cGMP biosynthetic process; receptor guanylyl cyclase signaling pathway. Gene Ontology annotation, molecular function: peptide receptor activity; adenylate cyclase activity; guanylate cyclase activity. Gene Ontology annotation, cellular component: plasma membrane. NCBI's taxonomy places the organism in Eukaryota, Metazoa, Cnidaria, Anthozoa, Scleractinia, Merulinidae. The record is from RefSeq and is a predicted model, not a curated record.
UGAGCGCGGGAAAACAUGUAACCAGCGGUAAAGACGGCGAAAAACCGGACCUAAACAAUAAGGGGUGCAAAGCGCGGCCUAAGAGCGCGGGAAAACAUGCAAACGGCAAGUUGCUGGAGAAACACAUUUUGUUAAAUUUUCAUUUAUACAGUUGUCAUAUUUUCAGCUAGUCGUGUAUUAAAAGUUCGGUUAAGUGAUUGGUAGUCUUUUUUCUAUUUACUUGUAGCUAUUUGUUGAUAAUCAUAUUUCUCAGAUAACAAACUUAUGAUAGAAAAAAAAAAGAGAAAUGAUUUGUGUUAAAGUGUUGAAUUUGUUGCUUUUUACUGUAGGGGUUCAAACAUCAUUGAAAACAUGGUAUCCAUGAUGGAGAAGCACGCCAAUCAUUUAGAACAGCUCGUGGAUGAACGAACAACGCAGUUGAACGAAGAGAAAGAUCGAACGGAUAAACUGCUUAAUCGUCUGCUUCCUCCGUUGGUCGCAGAACAGUUAAAGAUCCACAGUUCGGUACAAACUGAGGAAUUUGAAGAAGUCACCAUUUUCUUCAGUGAUAUCGUUGGAUUCACCAAGCUGGCUUCUUCCAGUAAACCACUCGAGAUUGUGGAUUUACUAAACGAUCUGAACGUUGCAUUUGAUGAAAUCAUCACACGGUUCGACGUCUAUAAGGUCGAGACUGUUGGUGAUGCAUACGUUGUGGUCAGCGGUUGUCCUAAGCUGAAUGGCAUCAAACACGCGGGAGAGAUCGCGAGCAUGGCUCUGGAAUUGCUAAGUCACAUGUUCUUUUUCAGAGUGCGUCAUUUGCCAGAUCAUCAGCUGCAGCUCAGGAUUGGAAUCCACACAGGCCCAGUUGUUGCUGGAGGGGUUGGUGUCACAAUGCCUCGCUUCUGUCUGUACGGUCACACUGUCCACAUCCCAUCCAAAAUGGAAAGUUGUGGUCUCCCUCACCGUAUCUAUGUGGGCCGAGAGGCCCGCUCCAGGUUGGUGGAACUUGGGGGAUAUCACGUCACAGAAAAAGGCCAAGUUCAGAUCAAGAGAUUGGGUCUAGUGACCACCUAUUGGCUGAUAGGAAAGGAAGGCUUCGACAAGCCCCUACCCGACCCCCCACUGGAGACAUCAGAGCCACUUUUUGAGACUCUUGACGUGUAUUAUGCAAGUUAACUGACAAAGAAACAAACUAGAUAUGCGAUUCCUUCAAGAUCUUUAUUAUGUUUUCGUACAGAAAGUAGAGAAAGCUAAGUUUAUAAAA